Molecule: messenger RNA, 393 nt
Organism: Penaeus indicus
Lineage: Eukaryota; Metazoa; Arthropoda; Malacostraca; Decapoda; Penaeidae
Product: histone H2B-like
Exons: 2
Coding region: 1-393 (130 amino acids)
Cellular component (GO): nucleosome
Molecular function (GO): DNA binding; protein heterodimerization activity; structural constituent of chromatin
Source: RefSeq, a predicted model, not a curated record
AUGCCUCCCAAAACUUCCGGAAAGGCUGCCAAGAAGGCCGGUAAGGCCCAAAAGUCUAUCACCAAGGGUGAUAAGAAGAAGAAGCGCAGGAGGAAGGAGAGCUACAGCAUCUACAUCUACAAGGUGCUCAAGCAGGUCCACCCUGAUACCGCUGAGGCUUCCCGCCUUGCACACUACAACAAGCGUUCCACCAUCACCAGCCGGGAGAUUCAGACCGCUGUCAGGUUGUUGCUCCCUGGAGAACUGGCAAAGCACGCUGUUAGUGAGGGCACCAAGGCCGUCACCAAGUACACUUCCUCCAGUAAAUCUCUAGGUUGCAUCAUUUGUUUGCCUCCUAGAACAACAUCGGCUCCUUUAGGAGCCACAUAUUGUAAUAAAGCAGAUAUACGAUGA